This is a messenger RNA of Microthlaspi erraticum, 1074 nucleotides long. Lineage: Eukaryota; Viridiplantae; Streptophyta; Magnoliopsida; Brassicales; Brassicaceae. The record is from the annotation of a GenBank genome assembly.
AUGUCUGAGUCAGGAGCUGGAGUUGUUAUGGGAGAUAUUGAGGUUGUCCAGGAUUUUGAGGAUGUCUUUCAGUCACUGAAGGGAUUACCACCAUCUCGGUCUGAUCCUUUCACGAUUGAGUUAGAGCUGGGGACAUCACCGAUAUCGAAGACGCCUUACAGGAUGGCGCCAGCUGAGUUGGCAGAGCUGAAGAAGCAGAUAGAGGACCUUUUGUCUAAGGGGUUCAUUCGACCGAGUGUUUCACCGUGGGGAGCACCGGUGUUGUUUGUGAAGAAGAAGGAUGGCAGUUUCAGACUUUGUAUCGAUUACAGAGGUCUUAACCGAGUCACUGUGAAGAACAGGUACCCACUCCCGAGGAUUGAUGAGUUGUUGGAUCAGUUGAGGGGUGCUACUUGGUUCUCCAAGAUUGACUUGGCAUCGGGUUAUCAUCAGAUCCCGAUAGAUGAGGCAGAUGUCAGGAAGACUGCUUUCAGGACGCGUUAUGGGCAUUUUGAGUUUGUGGUUAUGCCUUUGAGGGAGUUUCUGUGGAUCCGGCUAAGAUUGAGGCUAUCAGAGAUUGGCCUAGACCUAGUAGUGCCACCGAGAUCAGGAGUUUUCUGGGUUUGGCAGGAUACUACAGGAGCUGAGUGUGAGGAGAGCUUUAGUCAGCUCAAGGAGAUGUUGACUACUACACCAGUGUUGGCGUUACCCGAGCCAGGGAAGCCUUACAUGGUGUAUACAGAUGCUUCAGGCAUUGGUCUUGGUUGUGUGCUGAUGCAGGAGGGCAGAGUGAUAGCAUAUGCUUCGAGACAGUGGCAGGGCAGUGAGCGUAACCGUCCUACACAUGACUUAGAGUUGGGAGCAGUGAUCUUCGCGUUGAAGAUUUGGAGGUCUUACUUGCUGGGUGAGACAGUACAGGUCUUCAUAGAUCACAAGAGUUUGCAGCAUAUCUUCACUCAGCCGAUGAUGAACGCGAGACAGACGCGCUGGGUUGAGUUCUUGGCGGACUAUCAGGUGAACAUUAACUACCAUCCGGGCAAGGCUAACCUAGUGGCGGAUGAUGAUAAGAUUUUAUGGUGUGAUGAAAUGAUAUGA